Molecule: messenger RNA, 2085 nt
Organism: Emiliania huxleyi CCMP1516
Lineage: Eukaryota; Haptophyta; Isochrysidales; Noelaerhabdaceae
Exons: 11
Coding region: 1-2085 (694 amino acids)
Source: RefSeq, a predicted model, not a curated record
AUGCUCAACCGCUCCACGCCACGCCGGUUUACGGCCGCCAUCGAAAAUUCUUUAUCGCGCCGACAGCCCACGAUCGGCUGCUUCGCUCCCCCGGGUCUGAUGAUCUACAUCCUCCUAUCAUCAAGCGUCCUGUCCUUUGGCCUCGUCCCUGCGAUUACGAGAUCGAGCCGGCUCAGACGACUGCGCCCUGUGUGCGACGUUUAUGCAUCGGUCAGCGAUCGCGAGGUUGCCGAGUUGCUGUGCGAUGCAUCCGCCGACGAUUGCGACGUGGCCGAGUUGGAGCAACGGCCGAUGAGGCUGCCGCCUCCGCGCACUCCUACCCGCGCGGGCUACGUGGCGGACCCUUCCCUCGUGAGCUGGGCUCCCUUUACAUACGCGGAGCCGUAUGUGCGGCGGUCUGCUGCACGCGAUUACGCAAGAACCACCCUCUCGAAGCUGCCACCGCUGCCGCCCCUCCGGGUUGUACUCAUGGGUGGCGUAGCGGCCGGCAAAGGAACCAUCGCGCCGAUGCUCUCGCAGGCCUUUCGGGCAUCGCAUGUCAUGGCUGCUGGCGUGCUCCUCCCCGACGAGCUGGCGGAGGCGUUGGUCGGCGGUAGCUGGGCCGAGCUGCGGCCGGACGCGGUCGUGUUGGUGGAGCGGCCAGACGAGCUGGCGCGAGAAUUUGCGCUCGGCCGCUGCUGCGAUUCGGCGACGGGGCAGACGUACCACCCAGUCUACGCGCCCGCGCCCGCCGAGAUCUGCGAGCGGCUCGUGUGGCGCGUCGACGACACGAGCGACGCGCUCAACCGGCGCCUCUCGGACCACAAGCGGUCAGUCGAGGCGAUCGUGGGCGUUUUCGAGAGCGCGGGCAUACCGCUGCGCCGCUUCGACAACGCGCGCAGCGAGCUCGAGACGUUCGGCGAAGUUGCGGACUUCCUCCGGAGUGUGGCCAUGGGGAAGCUCGAGGCUGCGCGCAGCGAUUUGGCGGGCGGGAGGGGGAGGAAGAUGAGCUUGGAUGAGGUGGGGGCCGCGAUGCAGCCUUCGCCGGCGGACCCGGCCGACGUGGCGCCCUACUGCUUCCUCGACGAGGACGAGGAGGAGUGCCUCUCUCGCUUCCAGCGCGAGCGGCGGCGCAGCGCGCCCGACGACGUCGACGCAUUUUGCGGCGCCGGCGAGUCAGAGGGCGAGUGCGUCAUCCGGUACAAGGAGGAGGCGGGGCGUGGGGAGCUCUUGGCGGCGGUGCAGCGGUGCAACUCGUACGCGCUUCGCGAGUUCACGCCGCUGCUGGUCGGCGACGAGCAGGUCGGCUGGCUCAACCCGACAGUUCUCGAGGAGCGGUCGGAGUUUGCGGCCGCGCUUGAGCUAGUGGAGGACGGCGUCAUCCCGCGCUCCAAGCUGCGGCACGAGCUGCAGGACGUGCACCCCUUCUCGGCCGGAUUCGUCGCCGCGGGCGGCGGCGUGGCGCCGGUGCUCCGCAUGGAGCGCGCCUCGAUGAUCUAUUUUGGAGUGCCGUCCUACGGUGUGCACGUGAAUGGGUGGGCGACCUACCCCGGGCUGCUCGACCAGAUGGUCGCCGGCGGCCAGCCCACGGCCCUCACGUUCGACGAGAACGUGCGCAAGGAGUGCGAGGAGGAGGCGAGUCUACCGCCGGAGGUGAUCGCCGCCAUCGAGCCGGCCGGGUCAGUGUCGUAUCGGUAUGCGACGCCCAAGGGACUGUCGACCAAGGUGCUGAUGACCCACGACGUCGAGAUGCCGCAGGGGCUGCAGCGCGUCGCUCACCUUGCGCUCACGUCCCGCUUUCAGCCUUUAUGCUCCGACGGCGAGGUGGAGCAGUUCCGCCUCCUGCCCAUCGCCGAGGUCCUGCGCUCGCUGCGGGAGGAUUUGCCGGUGUGGAAGCCAAACUCUGCGCUCGUCGCGAUUGACUUUCUCGUUCGGCAUCGCCUCGUGAGCGAGUCGGAGCCAGGCGUCGCGUGCACCCCAGACGCAGUGACAAAAUAUGAUAAAACAUUUGAGAGCCACAUUGAUAAGUGCGGCUUGCAAGCUUCGCCGGCGGCAAGUGCAUUAGCCCUGCAUUGGCCCCUCCGCUCCUACCCGCCGCGGCGCUGA